Schistocerca nitens (vagrant locust) is the source of this 848-nucleotide messenger RNA. RefSeq names its product odorant receptor 43a-like. Bases 3 to 779 code for a protein of 258 amino acids. The transcript is spliced from 5 exons. Gene Ontology annotation, molecular function: odorant binding; olfactory receptor activity. Gene Ontology annotation, cellular component: plasma membrane. The record is from RefSeq and is a predicted model, not a curated record. Gene Ontology annotation, biological process: sensory perception of smell; detection of chemical stimulus involved in sensory perception of smell. NCBI's taxonomy places the organism in Eukaryota, Metazoa, Arthropoda, Insecta, Orthoptera, Acrididae.
ACAUGCGCGCCACGCCCACCUACCACAUCGUCUACCUCGUCCAGGUCUUCUGCAUCUGGGCCGUCGUCCAGGGAACCGUCUUCCUAGACACUUCCUUCCAGAUCCUGAUGCUCCAGUUGGCUGCGGAACUGGAGGUCCUCAACGACAACGUAGCUGCCAUCUACAACCGGGAAGUGGGCCCAUCCGAAGUAAAGCGAGCGGAGGACGGCAAAAUCGACGCGUCGCCGCAGAGGAAAAAGGACGAAGCCAGUGGUAGACUCGGAUACGUAGAACUUCAUACAGAUACAGCAGAGGAUGAAAUGUACAGUCAUCUCGUAAGCAAUAUAAAGCACCACCAAACAGUAAUAGGUUGCCUAAGCCAGUUGGAAACCGUAAUGAGUCACUCAACGCUGAUUCUCCUGUCAUCCAAUAUGGUCUGCAUCUGCUUACACAUCUUCGUAACGGCAGUGCUGUUGCAGGAUGAAAUUCAGUUUGACAAGACUUUCAAGAUGAUGUGUGCGUUUGCCAUCUACACGUACCAGACUGGGCUCUUCUGCUUAAUUGGACAGACCAUAAUCGACCAGAGUGAACGGCUGGUGAAUUCGGCGUUCAGCUGCGCCUGGCCGGACGCCGAUGCCCGCUUCAAGCGGUCGCUGUCCGUGUUCAUGGUGAGGUCAGCUCGCCUGCUCGAGAUAAGGGUCGGCAAGAUGUACACUCUAUCCAGGGAGACCUUCUUGCAGAUUCUAAAUGGAUCCUACAGAUUAUUUAAUUUACUGUAUCAGACCAAUCUAGAAAAUUAAGAAAUUGUCCUCUGAAAUGUGGAUAACUGUCUCAUAUUAUUUCAGAGACCAGCAAUGCAUGGAACAAAU